Mesocestoides corti is the source of this 3099-nucleotide messenger RNA. The record is from the annotation of a GenBank genome assembly. NCBI's taxonomy places the organism in Eukaryota, Metazoa, Platyhelminthes, Cestoda, Cyclophyllidea, Mesocestoididae.
AUGAGGACACGCUCGGCCUUGAAGUCACCGAAGUUUGAUGAAUCUGGCGAUUCCUGGCUGGGGAAUAUCGAUUUAUCUGGCCUCGCUGAAAUUCGGCACUCAUCCCCCGUUAUUUCUCCCCCACGUCGUCCCAAUACUCGUAAAGCUAAGGGUCCAACCAUCCUCUCUUCUGAAAAUCUUUCUUUGUUAUCGUUUAAAGAACGGAUAUUACUUCAAUUACACAUGAACUCAGCUGUAGAUUCACCCGGUCGACACAACAUAAGAUUUCACAGUUCUCCAACUACUGAAAGUCAGCUAAAAAUAGCUAGUCAGUCGGAAAAUCUAAAAACAUCACAUUGCCUUUCAAUGGUCGGUUUGCCACGUCGUGUUAUGGAACUUAUAUACAAUCAUCGCGGCAUUAAAAAUCUCUACGGUCUAACACGAAUCACUUUAGAUUGGCAAAUUGAAUGUCUUUCAAUGACAGCCACCUCUGAAAAAGCAAAUCUUAUUUACAGUCUUCCAACCAGCGGUGGGAAGACUCUAGUGGCUGAAAUUCUGAUGCUCGCCGAGGUUCUGGUGGCGCAUAAAAAUGUUUUAUUUAUCCUACCUUUCGUCUCCAUCGUUCAGGAAAAGGUUCGAAAUUUAAAUGCUCUGGGACUAGAAUUGGACUUUCUUGUCGAGGAAUAUGCCAGUUCUAAGGGGCGCUUACCUCCUACUAAACGUCUUAACAAAUCGUCCGUCUAUAUCGCGACAAUUGAGAAGGCCCAGACCAUUGUUAAUAGCCUCAUCGACCUAAACAGAUUGGCUGAAAUUGGACUGGUCAUUGUUGACGAGCUCCACAUGAUUGGUGAGGGGGGUUCUCGAGGUGCAUCUUUGGAGCUCACUUUGACGAAAUUGAAGAUUGUUUCUCCGAAAACACGAAUAAUUGGAAUGAGCGCAACUUUAUCCAACCUUUCCGAACUAACGUCGUUCUUGAAUGCGAAACUGUAUACAAACGACUUCCGACCUGUUGAUUUGGUUGAAUACGUUAAAGUGGAGGAUCAUGUGUUUAAAGUCGUUCCGCCUAGAACACCCGAAGCCAAAACUUUUUGUCUUUCUGAGCGCCUCAAGCAUGAACGAGUCGUUAAUUUCAAGUACUCAGAGGCCGUAAAAAAACGAGAUCCCGAUCACCUGGUGGGUCUUGUCGCUGAAGUCCUCAUCCCCCCGACCGAACAUCAAAUGAAGACGGACCGCCCCCCAUCUUGUCUGGUGUUUUGUCCCACAAAAGUGCAUUGUGAGAACACUGCUCGUCUUCUGGCUGAGCUCCUUCCGCCACAAAUUGACUGCGCCACCUCUGAGCAGACUUGCACCCGAAGACAACACCUGUUAGCCAACCUCCGUCUAGAUGCCCAACGAGACCCCAACGCAGAGGUGGUGGAAAGUUAUUGUCCUAUUUUGGAGGCGACAAUACCUCGCGGAAUCGCCUACCAUCACUCCGGAUUGACUCAGGAGGAGAGGAGGGCGAUUGAGGAGGCUUUUCUGGAGGGAGACACAAUUAGAGUAAUUUGUUGCACUUCGACACUUGCUGCAGGUGUCAAUCUUCCCGCCAGAAGGGUCAUAAUCCGUAAGCCGUAUGUGGGUUCCACCUUCCUUAGUUGGAGUCAGUACAAACAAAUGGUCGGUCGGGCGGGUCGUGCCGGUCUGGACAGCUAUGGCGAGAGCAUCAUCAUACUUCAGCCUAACGAACGAGAAGCCUUUGCGCUGCUCGUCAACGCUGCUUCGGCCACCUCACCCGGGGACGCUGGUGAACCAGUCGAGGUUGGUGGAGCCACCUGCUGCAGUAGUCUUCUUUACGACGAUGGCAAGGGUCUUAGGCAGUUUAUACUGUCUCUCUUAGGCCUAGGCUUGGCGAAAAGCCUCGAGGACCUGAUAUGCUGCGCCGGGCGGACAUUUUUUGCUGUCCAGCAGGCCAAUCGACUCAACAGUCAGGAAGCAGGCAUGCAGCGGGUUGCCAGCGAGGUGCGAACGCAACUGCAGCGCCUCAUCAACGAUCGCUUGGUGAGCCUUUCCCUUCACUCAGACCACGAAGCCUUGCCCCUGACCAAGUCACCGAGGAUCCCAAACCCACGUGCAGGCCUCAAGCCUCUCGACGAGUCCACACCGCCGGAGAAAGUCGAGUUAAAGACCGGUCAGUUGGGUCGAGCAGCCAUCCAAGGGGGACUUGAUUCGGACCACAUUGCAGACAUAAUCGAGGAUCUACGUCGCGCCGCGCGUUCUCUCAACACCGCUGGGCCUCUCCAUCUCCUCUACCUCGUCGUUCCCCGCAACAACGAUCUUCAAAGACAGCAGAUAGCUCCCUCUGUGGAUUGGGGUAUCCUCUUUGAGCGGAUCAGCUGGCUUUCCCCGGAAGAGGCCAAUAUUGUUAAUUUGAUUGGUUUCUCUUACUCAUACCUUGCUAGGAAGGCAGCUGGGCAAGCAAUUAAAAAGGCAAGUUAUGCCCAGGUACUUCCUCCACUUGGUGCACCUCAUACGAAACAGAGGAAGAAAGACGAGAGCCCGCUGUACCGGCUGUAUCUGGCACUGGCCUUGUCUGAGUUGUGGCCGCCCCGAUGUGAGCCGGUGUGGCGAGUGGCCCGCCGCUAUCAGGUCUCCCGAGGAUCUCUACAGGCUCUCGUGCAAUCGGCUGCCAGCUUGGCUGUGGGUCUGGCGCAUGCCGUAGCUGCAGAAUACCGAAGCGACCCCGAGUUGUGGGCCUUCGCGCACUUACUCCCGGAUUUCUCAUCUCGACUUGCCUACUGCGUAUCAUCGGAGCUGAUUCCGCUAAUGGAGCUGCCUGGCGUCAAAAGAGCACGGGCUCGUCAACUAUUUGCUGCCGGUUUUAAAACUGUCGCCGAUAUCGCUGCCGCGGAACCUCGAGCGUUAGUCACGGCCUUGGCGCCAUUUUUAUCGAACCGCGCAGCCACGGAGAUUGUCCAGGCCGCUCGCAUGACUCUUGUUGAUAAAGUGGAGUCUCUUAACAAGGAGGCUGCCGAUAUUGCCAAACUCUUCGCUCCUCCCUCUGAUUCAGAGCACAAGAGAAACCAACCUGAAUUGGAUAACGAAGCGGAUGAUGGUGACGAGGAGGAGGACCUUUUCGCCUAG